Messenger RNA from Rhineura floridana, 1163 nucleotides. It is a transcript of the gene ID2, whose product is annotated as inhibitor of DNA binding 2. Bases 135 to 539 code for a protein of 134 amino acids. Gene Ontology annotation, molecular function: protein dimerization activity; transcription regulator activity. The transcript is spliced from 3 exons. The record is from RefSeq and is a predicted model, not a curated record. Gene Ontology annotation, biological process: negative regulation of transcription by RNA polymerase II; circadian regulation of gene expression; cell differentiation. Gene Ontology annotation, cellular component: cytoplasm; nucleus. Lineage: Eukaryota; Metazoa; Chordata; Lepidosauria; Squamata; Rhineuridae.
CUAGGCAGCCGCACGGAGAAAGAGAAGAAAGUGAGACAGCGGGGGGGAGGGAGAAGAGAGAUUUCCACCCCACGGUGCGUGUUAUUUUGUAUCCAAAGGAAGACCCGGCUCUUCGCUCUCCGCUCUCCUCGAGCAUGAAAGCAUUCAGUCCUGUUCGAUCUGUCAGGAAAAGCAGUCUCUCAGAACACAGCCUGGGGAUAUCCCGGAGCAAAACCCCGGUGGAUGACCCUCUGAGUUUGCUGUACAACAUGAACGACUGUUACUCUAAACUGAAAGAGCUGGUACCCAGCAUCCCUCAGAACAAGAAAGUGAGCAAGAUGGAAAUCCUGCAGCAUGUUAUCGACUACAUCCUGGACCUGCAAAUCGCUCUAGACACGCAUCCCAGCAUUGUCAGCCUCCAUCACCAGAGACCAGGACAAAACCAUUCCUCAAGAACCCCCUUGACCACCUUAAAUACAGAUAUCAGUAUCUUGUCACUACAGGCAGCUGAAUUCCCCUCAGAGUUAAUGUCAAAUGACAGCAAAGCACUCUGUGGCUAAAUGAACUGGUGUUUGCUGACUUUUUUUUUUUUUUUUGCACAAGAAGACAGCCUCUUUUUUCUUUUGGCAAGCUGCUGAAUCCAAUUUUCAGCUGAAUUUGGAGAGGAAAUCCAUAUCCAGUUAAAUGGACAUUUUAAACAAAAUUGUGGACACCAUCUCCUCUCCCAUCUACAACAUGGACUAAUCUUAAUUAUUUAUGAAGAGACUUUUAAAAUGCCCUUUCCCUAGUUGGAAGGCUUCAUUUAUAUACUAUUCCCACAACGGGGAGUGAAAUAAAAUGUAAAAAACUCAUGAGGAAUUGCCCGUUUUAAAACAGACUUUGCCUUUUUUUCUCCAAAGGUGGAGCGUGAGUACUAGAAGGAUUAAGUGUUCAGUUUUUCGGUGAAGUCUUUGUCAAAAAUUAUCCUCUUUUGACACAAUCGCAGGACUGAAUGCUGUGUAUAUAUUUAUAUAUAAAUAUGGGAAUUAAACUUUGAACUCUUUAAUUAGAGUUUUCUUGUAUAGUAGCAGAAAUGUGUAUUUCUGCAAAAAGUAUAAUGAUGUACAUAAUCAUGCUAAACUUUUUAUAAAAGUUUAGUUGUAAACGUAACCUUUUUAUACAAAAUCAAAAUAAAUAAUGUGUGU